Knipowitschia caucasica is the source of this 2388-nucleotide messenger RNA. Lineage: Eukaryota; Metazoa; Chordata; Actinopteri; Gobiiformes; Gobiidae. The record is from the annotation of a GenBank genome assembly.
AUGGACUCGGCUGCAGGGGAAUAUGGCAUGGCUCGUGUGGGGUUGUUUUUGGCUUUGCUCGGUCUGUGGAGGUUCAGUGACGCUUGCCCCAAAUCAUGCACUUGCUCCAGCACCAGGGUUGUUUGUGUCGACCCUGAGCCCGGGAUCGAGGAGUUCCCGUCCCUCUCCGUAGACGACAUGGAAAACAUCACAGAGAUAUAUAUUUCUGAUCAAAACAGACUCUUUGUUAUGGAUGACAGCAGUUUAAAGCGUUACAUCAACCUCAGAAACCUCACAGUCACGAGAACAAAGCUGACCAACAUUUCCGUCGAUGCAUUUUACAACAACACCAGACUCCAGUAUUUAGACUUACGGGACAACAACAUAUCGACUCUAUCAUGGAGAAUAUUUCAAUUAUUGAAUUCGUACACACUCCUCUUAUCUGGCAACCCUCUGGACUGUGUCUGUGAGAACUUAUGGAUCAAACUGAGACCCCAAGAAGAAGUGGAGAGCCAGGAGCUGAAAUGUAUCGACGAGGCAGGACUUUCACACGCCUUCUUCACCCUCACGCCACCAGACUGCAAAAUCCCCAGAGUCGUGGUGGCUCCGACCACCGUGACAGAGAUGGAGGGUCACGACGUUCGGGCCUUGUGCAAAGCCUCCGGGUCUCCAGCUCCGCAGAUCGAGUGGAACAGCGACGUGCUCUACACCCACAACGAGAUCGAGGGGACGAACACAGAGAGCAGCCUCACACUCUUCGGCCUCUCUCCCGCCGAUAACGGUCGCGUGAUCACGUGUAGCGCUGAGAACAUGGUCGGCCAAUCAGAGGCCACGCUGCAGCUCAACAUCCUCUUCGCCCCGUCCAUACAGCAGCUGCUGGCCCCCGAGCGAGACCACCACUGGUGCAUCCCCUUCAGCGUGGUGGGAAACCCCAAGCCCGAUCUGCACUGGUACCACGAGAACGUCCCUCUCCAGGAGCAGGACUACAUCCGCACCAUGAUCCACGAGUCCACCGACAGCGAGGACCACGGCUGUCUGCAGCUGGUCAACCCCACGCACAUCCACAACGGCGUUUACAGACUGGUGGCCAAGAAUGAGUAUGGCCGCGACGACAAGAACAUCACCGCCCAGUUCAUCAAACCGCCCAAACUGGACUCCCCCGAUGAUGGCGAUUACUACGAUGCCACAGAACCUUCACCGCUGGACGAUAGUGUCGCUGUGUACGUUGUUGUUGGAAUAGCCGGCGUCGCUUUGACAGGCUGUGUGUUGAUGGUGAUUAUACUAAAAUACGGAAGAAACUCCAAGUUUGGAAUAAAAGGCUCUUCCUCUGUCAUCAGUAAUGACGAUGACUCUGCCAGCCCUCUUCAUCACGUCUCCAAUGGCAACAACACCCCGUCGUCCUCCGAGAUGGGCCCAGACGCAGUCAUCAUUGGGAUGACAAAGAUUCCUGUCAUUGAGAACCCACAGUACUUCCGUAACUCCGGCAGCAUCCUGAAAUCCGACACGUUUGUGCAGCACAUCAAGAGACACAACAUCGUCCUGAAGCGGGAGCUGGGAGAAGGAGCGUUCGGGAAAGUCUUUCUGGCUGAGUGCUACAACCUGACACCGGACCAGGACAAGAUCCAUGUAGCCGUGAAGACGCUGAAAGAGGCCAGUGAGAGCGGACGCGCCGACUUCUACCGAGAGGCGGAGCUUCUGACCAACCUGCAGCACGAUCACAUCGUCACCUUCUACGGCGUGUGUGUGGAGAGCGACCCCCUCAUCAUGGUCUUUGAAUACAUGAAGCACGGAGACCUCAACAAGUUCCUCAGGUCACAUGGUCCUGAUGCGAUCCUGCUGGCGGACGGUCAGCACAGUAUCGUGGUGGAGCUGACGCCGUCGCAGAUGCUCCACAUCGCUCAGCAGAUUGCGGCCGGCAUGGUGUACUUGGCCUCGCAGCACUUUGUCCACCGAGACCUGGCAACCAGGAACUGCCUGGUGAGGGAGAACCUGCUGGUCAAGAUCGGGGACUUUGGGAUGUCCAGAGACGUGUACAGCACCGACUACUACAGAGUGAGUAUAAAUGUGGGAGGUCACACAAUGCUGCCCAUCCGCUGGAUGCCUCCCGAGAGCAUCCUGUACCGACGCUUCACCACAGAGAGCGACGUGUGGAGUCUGGGCGUGGUCCUGUGGGAGAUCUUCACUUACGGCAAACAGCCCUGGUACCAGCUCUCCAACAACGAGGUGAUCGAGUGCAUCACCCAGGGCCGCGUGCUGCAGCGGCCUCGGACUUGUCCCAAGGAGGUGUACGACCUGAUGCUGGGCUGCUGGCAGAGAGAGCCCUACAUGAGGCUCAACAUCAGGGAGAUCCACGCGCUGUUGCAAAGUCUGGCCAAGGCCUCGCCCGUCUACCUGGACAUACUGGGCUGA